CUCAGCUGAGGCACUCCCUGCCUCUCCCAGAGCGAGAAAAGCUUGUGGUUGCCGUGGUAACGGCAGUAAACGAAGGAAGCUCUCAGCGAGUGCUUUGGCGAGAGCUCUACCGCAGAUCCCCUGGUUUCUAACAUGGACCAAAAGGGAGAACCAGAAAAACCGGAUGCAGAUAUCCAGGGAGAUGAAUACUCUGAUGAAGAUGAUGAGUUAUAUGAAGAGUUUGGUGACUUUCCUGGAAGACUUAAAACUUCUGGAGAAGAAUCUGAUUACCAAGAAGAGAUUUUCUUGGAAGAGCAGGAAGAAGAAGAAGAACCAGUGAAGAAGAUUCCAGAAGACUUCUUCUAUGAUUACGAUCAGGUGGCCUCAGCUCCUUUUGUGUCUUCAAACUCGGGCAUCCCCAUAAACCUUCUCACAGUCAUAUAUUCCUUUGGUUAUGACUCUACCAAACGGAAUAAUCUGCAUCUUCUGGACAGCCAAACCAUCAUCUAUAUAGCUGGCAACCAGCUAGUCUUCUUGGAUUUGAAAACUGCGGAGCAGACUUACCUCCGGAGCAGCAGUGGUGGAGGAAUUGGUGCUCUUGCGAUUCACCCAGAUAACACAUAUUUUGUAGUAGCUGAGAAAGGAUUCUAUCCAACUGUUGUCAUCUAUGAAUAUCCUUCCCUGAGGCCCUACAGAAUCCUCCGAGGAGGGACUGACGAAGCUUACGCACAUGCAAGUUUUAAUUUUAAUGGCUUAUUGCUGGCUACUGUGGGUAGCCACCCUGAUUAUACAUUAACAAUCUGGAACUGGAAAGAGGAGGUGCCCGUGCUGAGGACAAAAGCUUUUGGCCAGGAUGUUUUUAAGGUCACGUUCAACCCUGAAAAUGAAGAGCAACUUACCACAGCGGGAUCAGGCCACAUCAAGUUCUGGUUAAUGGCUUUAACUUUCACUGGUCUUAAACUACAAGGAUAUUUGGGUAGAUUUGGCAAAACAGCAGUGACUGACAUAGAAGGUUAUAUGGAAUUGCCUGAUGGGAAAGUGCUCUCAGGAUCAGAGUGGGGCAACUUGCUGCUCUGGGAGGGAGGUCUCAUCAAGGUAGAACUUUGCCGACAUGCACGAAGAACCUGCCAUGUUGGCCCCAUUAACCAGAUCAUGAUCGAUGAAGGAGAAGUCAUCACAGUUGGAGAUGAUGGAUGCAUUAGGAUCUGGGACUUUGAGACAAUAGAUACUGCUGAUGCUAUUGAUGAAUCUGAAAUGUUAGAGAUGGAGCCCAUUAAUGAAUUGCGAGUGGGCAGGAAUGUCAAGCUCUCCUCAAUGGUGAAAUUAUUUAUACCCGGCAAUUCUAUCUGGUAUGCUCAGGACUCCAAUGGUGCUAUUUGGAAGCUGGAUCUUAGUUUUUCAAACAUUACCCAGGAUCCACAAUGUCUGUUUUCUUUCCACUCUGGACCAAUUGCCGCCAUGACUGUUUCUCCCUUCACCUAUCUCAUGGCCACUACUUCUAAGGAUUGCACAGUACGCAUCUUUGACUUUGCGGCUAGAAUUUAUUUGGCGCAGUUGUCCUUCAGAAGAGGAGGAACAGCGCUCACCUGGGCCCCCCGAAUGGUCAGCCACAAAGGAGGGCUAAUUGUUGCAGGGUUUGAAGAUGGAGUUGUUCGCAUUCUGGAACUUUACGAUCCAACAGGAAUUAUGAUGUUUGCUGGGAGGAGGAAGAUAAUUGCUGCACAGUUACAAAUGACUCAGGUCUUCAAGCCUCAUACAGAUGCUGUUACAGCGCUAGCAUUUGAGCAAAAUGGAGAGGUCCUAGCCACAGGGAGUAAAGACAAAACUGUUUUCUUCUUUACUGUGGGAAGAUCAUAUGAACCAAUUGGUUUUAUUAAUGCUCCUGGGCCUGUUACACAGUUAGUAUGGACUCCAAAAUCUCAUGAUAUAAGUUUUCUCAUGGUUAUCUGUGAAAAUGGCUACAUUCUUCAAGUUCCUGUUCCACAGCCCAGGGAAACGGAGGAAUUAGCAACCUACGAACUCAAAGAACUGCCAAUACAAUGUUUUCAUUUCAUGAGUAUCAAAUCAAGGAUCCUGAGAGACAUAGAGAUUGAAAACAGAAGAAAAAAGAAGGAAGCGAAGGAGAAGGAGAAGGAAGAAAAGAGAAAGCUACGUCUUCAAAUGAUGAGACAAAUGCAAACAGAAGGAGAAGAGGAAGAAGAAAUUGUGGAGGAAGAGGAAGAGGAAGAAGAAAUAGAAGAGGAGGAGCCCCUGCCAGAAAUUUUUAUUCCACCGCACCCUUGUCCUGUUUUAUGUGGAUUUUACUCCGCACCAGGGAAAUUCUGGAUUUCUAUGGGUGGAUAUGAUUCUGGUUUCCUCUAUCACUGUAAGUUUCCAACUGAACAAUCAAAAUCAAUGGAGGAACAGCAAGAUGAACCCUUUGAUUUCCACCAUGUAGAUGAUACAGACAACAACCCUAUCCGAGUGAUCAGCUUCAGUCUUACCAAACAGAUGAUGUUUUGUGGGAUGCAAGAUGGAAAAAUUAGGGUUUACAUCCUAAGGGAUAAAAGCCUUAACUUGACCGAUAUGAAAAAUUACUGGAGCUUCAGUGUCCAUGACAAUGAUUAUGGACAUAUCCAGGCCUUAUAUCCUAGCUAUGAUGAUCGUUUUGUGCUGUCUGUUGGGGGAGACGGCAAUAUCUUUGUCUAUAAUGUUCUGUCUGAAGAAGAGAUAGAGGAAGGUCUCCGAGCCGCAGUGCCUCCUCCCAGGAUCGGUUUGGAACCAGACAAACACAUAAAGGAUAUUGAAGACCCAUAUGCCUUUAGUAUCGAGGGUGCCAGGCAAAAAAGAGAAUAUGACCAGAUCAUGAAGGAAGUGGAGGAAAUCAAGGCCCACAAGAGGGAGAAACUAAAGGAACUGAGGGAGGAGUUCCAGAAGUUACUGGAGAAGAACGCUGAGCUGCCAGAGCACAUGCAGCUCCACCGGCAUGAGUUUGAUGUCGAUUCCAAAGUCCGAGAAGAUACUGAACGAACGACAGUCCAGCAAAUCAAGCAGGUGGAAAAGGAACUCGCUUGGGAAAAAGAGAAGCAUCGAAUUGCACUGCUGAAAUUACAGCAACGAUUUCGAGAUUCAUUAGAAUUUGACACCAUCAUCAUCCAUGCUAUACAGUCUGAGCAUAAAAUUUCUACUUAUCGGCUCUUGAAACUCUCAACAAAGAUCACCAAAGCCAAACGUAUCAGUCAAUCAGAAAGAAGAUUAAGCAAGUUUGAUUGGAAAGAAAAAGAGUUGCCUACAAAGAAAGAUAGCCAAAAAGAAUCAGCUCAAAUAAUUUCUACAGCAGAAGAAAUUUUUUUGGAUAAGGAGAGAAAAGGCAAACCGAGGACCCUAAGUGAAAUCAUGGUGGAAAACCAAAUCAAUAAAUUGAAGAAAAUUAUUUUAAAAGCUGAAAGAGCUCAAUAUAAAAUCUUACAGCGGAGAAAAGAAUGGGAAGAAUUAUACAAAAGUAAACCUGAGGACGACUAUGAAGACCCCAAAGAUGUGCAGGCCAUUAAAGAAGCCCAGCAGAAUAUGGGCGACUUCAACCUCAAGACCAGCCCGGACUACAAGAUCCCUGAACACAUGCGCAUAAAUGCUGCCAAGAAGGAGGAGGAGAUUGGAAUUCUUGAAACUAUGGCUCACGAUAAGAAGUUUAAAAUGAACAAGUGUAUCGUCUCUCUUCGAGACCAGAAAAUUGCUGUUAUUGAAGAGAUCCAGUGCCUGGUACAAGAGCUGAAAACUAUUCAUCUCAUUUUGCCUGAAGCAAAACACCUUCCUAUUCCUGAGGUGCCCCAAUUAUACCCUGAGGAGGUGCCAGAAAGAAAAUUUCAGUAUGAUGAUGAAAUUCUUUUAGCGUUUAAGCUAGGGGAAGAGAGGAAAGCUCAACAGAAAGAACAAGAAGAGAAACGUCAAGAGGGUGACUUUUUUGGAGGCUUUGCUGCAACAAAGGAACAACAUUCUCACAAGGAAGGGGAAUUGGGAAGGCGAGAUUCCAAGAUAUCAAAAAUUCCUUUAAUAAUCAUCCCAGAGAUUCAAAAGCCAGUGGAGUUUCCAAAGGUGGACCUAACUGAAGUGGAAGUAGAGAUCCUGAAGAGGGAAGAGAUCAGGAAUGUGUACAUGCAGCAGCAUUUGAUUGACAGGAUCAAAGAACUUAUCCUUACAUUUGAUGCAGAAUUUCGUCUCCUGAGACACCAGAAACUUAAAUUAGAUAUUCAGAUGAAGUUAGCUGACCUGCACCAUGUCACAUUAUUUCAAGAAAUGCUUCUCCUCAAGAACUUUGAAAAACAAGAGAACACACUUCAAGAACGUGUCAAUUCAUUGGACAGAGAGGAACAGGACAUGAAAUGGAGAAUCAAUGAGAAUCUUGCAGAGAUGGAAGAAAGAAAGUCUGAAAUUACCAAGCUUCAGGAUCAAGAAAAGACACUUUAUGCUAGCUUCCAGACAACUCUUGGAGAAAAUAAUAAAUUUGCAAAUUUUCUCAUGAAAGUGUUGAAGAAGAAUAUUAAGCGUGUAAAGAAAAAGGAAGUGGAAGGAGAAGAAGAUGAGGAUGAGAGCAGCAAAGAAGAGAGUGAUGAUGAGUCCAGCUUGGAGAGUGGGGAGGAAGAAUCAGAAUCGGAGGAUGAAGCUUUUGAUGAAACCAUGGGGUUAGCAAAUUGUGACCCGGCCCUUUAUGAAAUGACUCUUCAGCUUCGAGAGAAAAGGCUGGACAUAGAGGAGGCCUUAUCUGAUGAGAAGAAAGCGCUUGAUAAUCUCAAAAAGGAAUACGAAGCGAUGUCCAAAAAAGUAAAAGUGGUGGGGUCUAAUCUGCGUACAGCGGAGGAAGCCUUGGAAGCCUAUCAGCGGGAGAAGCAGCAGAGGCUCAAUGAGCUGCUGGUGGUGGUCCCUCUGAAGCUGCACCAGAUAGAAUGUGUGGAACUUGGAGAAAUACCCAGUGACCUCUCCAAUGCUUUGGUAUUUUCUAAUUCUUCCCUGCAACAUCUGCAAGAAAGAAUUGUACAGCUACAAGAAGAGAAUUUUGAACAGCACGAACUGAACAAAGAAUGCCGGGAACGGCGCAAAAAGCUUAUUUUUGAAAAGAGAGAAAUGGCCAAAAAGAUCACAACAAUGAAGGAGAUGGUUUCUAAGCUGAUGAUCAACAAGUUUGGCAGAGAGAUAGACCUGGAAGCCCUUCAGACACUCUCUGUAAACAAAAAACUUGAAGAACUGAAGAUCAAGAAAAUGAAAAAAGAGCUCUCAAAUGCAAAGGAGAUAAAAUCUUGGGAGGAAAAGAUUUCUCAGGUACGAUGGGACCUAUUGAUGAAGACUAAGGAACACACUAAGAAACUUCAGCAAAUGAAUGAAUUGUGCCUUGAAAAGCGGGAGCUUGAAAACCGUUUGAAUACACUGCAACGUCAGCAGGGUAAUGCCUUCCAGGGGCCUCGGAAAGCCGAUAUUGUGGCAAGGGAAAAGAUCAGUGAACUGAUCCAGGUCCAGGCUAAUAAGAUUCUAGCCUUGAAGGAAGAAAUUGCUAUCUUGCGCAGGAAAGGUGGUCUCAUCCUCCCGCCAAUCAGCAAUAACCACUAACUGGAAAUGCAUCCUUGCAUCCACUGCUGUUUUCCUAUCUAUCCUCUCCAAUUUUUGUUAAGCGCUCAUCACUAAGAUUUGUUUUUAUCCUACUUGAUAUCUACAGGGGGAGACAUAUAUGUACCCGCACCCCCCCUCCCCCCCCCCCCCCCCCCCCCCGCAAGUCUUGUUUGUUCAGCUUAAUCGCAUCCUUUCCAUAAGCAAGUCCUCGGAAGAGCUCUGGCCUCGGUUCCCGCUCGAGUCUCCCACACAGACUCAGCAGCUAAGUAAGUCAUUCUGGGCAAAAGUCCCCUUUUCAAGUUAAAUAAGCAAGGCAGAAUGGCAGUGCCGGCGCCCUCUAGCGGAUCUCAUCCUGCAAGACAGCUCGGAGCCUUUCCUGAGCACGUGUUUCCGGCUCCUCCAGGCUCAGAGAAGAUGCUCGCAGGAGCACUUAGAAACGACCCGCGCUCAUUUUCCCGAAGGGUUUUAGGAAUGACCAAGCCGAAGGCUAGAGAGGAGACUAAACAUUUAUUUAGAAGUUACAGCGUUUGUUUUUACAGUUAUGUUGCCACAGAUUAUUGAAUCUGGAAGGGUUGUUAAUGCUUAUAGAGGACUGUACACAUUUUAGUCUGUUCUCCUGGCCAUACCAUGAAGAAGAUCACUUCCUGUGGUACCAAGUUCAGCCGGUCCGUUAAGUCAGGUUUCUCCCCCCAGUCUGCGUUGUUCAUCCGUGUUCAGCUCUCACGGAGGAUGGGCCUAAGAUGUGUUUUCCUUCUCUCCUAAUGGGCACUCGGCACCAUCCCAGGGAGUUGCAGAAGUCAGAAAUAAAAGGCUACUUCUGUUCCCAGUCA
This is a messenger RNA of Monodelphis domestica (gray short-tailed opossum), 6386 nucleotides long. RefSeq names its product cilia and flagella associated protein 44 (gene CFAP44). NCBI's taxonomy places the organism in Eukaryota, Metazoa, Chordata, Mammalia, Didelphimorphia, Didelphidae. The record is from RefSeq and is a predicted model, not a curated record. Gene Ontology annotation, molecular function: protein binding.